AUGGACGGCUCAACACUAGAGUGGUCUGGUGCAACGACAUUUCGCCUGAAAACAAAAGGCUUAUUAACGAUCUUUCUGGAUGCGUGGUUGGAGCGCCCUGCGUCUCUCGACCAGUAUCUAAGCGUUGAUGAGGUUGAUGAAUGUGACUACAUUUUCAUCUCCCAUGCUCAUUUUGAUCACCUGCCCAGUGCGGAUCGGAUUGCCAAGGAGACUGGAGCCAUUCCGGAAUCGCAGCUAGCGGCCAUCUCUGGUGGCGAACGAAUUCCCCUGUUCAUAAAAGAGCAGCGACAUAAGGUGAUAGUUGCCUCUUCUUCGCGUCCCCAUGGACUUCCCUCUGGACCUCCUUCUGGCCCCCCUGGACCACCUACGCCAAAUCCCGAUGAUGCGAUUAUCACGGUCCACGCUUGGCCAUCUCUUCAUGCAUUGAUGCCUCUUGGGGACCAUAGGUCAUUCCCAGAGGUGAUGGAUACCGGUACUGUGUAUACCGGAUCUGGAAGCCAUAGUUGCACCCUGGACGUUACUCGCGGUUUGACGUACGGACUUGGAGGUCUCCUCAAAAUGGACUUAGUUCCUCCGCAGAUGCAUCAGGAUAUGAAAGACUUUGUCACGUACAUGAAGGAUAGGGACAUGAACAGGUACUCAUUUUUCGACGGCGGCCAAAUCAUGUACAAUUUUUUGAUCGACGGCAAAGCGCUUCUCUGGAAUGGGCACCUUGGCGGCUACGAAGGCAUCCUAAAAGAAGAACCUGAUUUUGCUGUGAAGGAAGUGCAAUGGAUUGGAGAACCGUCAAAAGUCACCUGGUGUCUGCAUGAUCGGUGUCCAAUAAAUCCAAAGCACAUCAACGUUGCCAUCGCAACGGAACGUGUUGAAGAGGGGACAAAGAGCAAGGUGAUCGAGCUAACACCUGCACAACCAUUCAGGCUCUGA
Eremomyces bilateralis CBS 781.70 is the source of this 927-nucleotide messenger RNA. RefSeq lists its product as uncharacterized. Lineage: Eukaryota; Fungi; Ascomycota; Dothideomycetes; Eremomycetales; Eremomycetaceae. The transcript has 5 exons. The record is from RefSeq and is a predicted model, not a curated record. The coding region runs from base 1 to 927 and encodes 308 amino acids.